Molecule: messenger RNA, 590 nt
Organism: Trichoderma harzianum CBS 226.95
Lineage: Eukaryota; Fungi; Ascomycota; Sordariomycetes; Hypocreales; Hypocreaceae
Exons: 2
Coding region: 125-544 (139 amino acids)
Source: RefSeq, a predicted model, not a curated record
GGCUUUUUUUUCUGCACCUCUCUUGUGGGAUCUGAGCAAAGUGGUUGCGGGUUGCUGCGAGAACCUCCUUUCUUACCCUUAGUCGACCUUUUCAGACACGCAACAAGCCUACUGUAGUCAUCCGAUGGUGACUCUGGUCGUCCUGGGGCCUGUUGUCGAUCUUUGUGGUUCUCAAAUUCGCCUUUAUGCACCUCCCCUCCCUUUUGUUUCAUUUCUUUUCAUUUGCCCCCACGCAUCGCUUUAUCUUGUUCUUCGACCCUUGCCAGCUCGAGCGCUUAGAAUGCCGGGCUUGGACCCCAUGGGUCUUGACAAUACUCUUCCGCCAUGGUCCCAAGCUCAGUCGUUGCGGUACAGCUGCGUCUCAGUGAGCGGGUGUUUCUCCUUUCUUUCCUUGGUCAUUAAUACUAUGCAUCAUACUUUCUACUUCUCGAUUCGAUUUUUUUGUUUUCUAUUUUUAGGCCGGCGUGUCGAAGGGCAGCUUCUGGGGAAGUCGAUGAGAUUGGCCUGUAGGUGGAAGGGGCAGUCUCUUGGUGCGGUUAACUGACAUCAUUAUUUUGAUGGUGGAAGGUUGUCCGCGAAGCUCGCCUUGA